CCGGUGUCCCGGAGCCGCUGCCGGCGGAAGGCUCCCGGCCGGGCUCCCCUCCCCUUCCGGCGGCCAUGGAGCCGUGCUGGGAGCCGGGCGAGCCGGGCGAGCUGGGGGAGCCGGGCUGGCCUCGCUCCGGGGGCUCGCUGGGCCCCCGGGGGCUGCUGGCACUGGCCGUGGCCAGCGGGGCGGCCGCGUGGGCAACCUGGGCUGUGCUGCUGAUGCCCGGCUUCCGCCGCGUCCCCCUGCGCCUGCAGGUGCCCUACCAGCCCUCCAGCCCCCGGCAAGUGGCCAACGCCCUGGCGCUGCUGCGGGGCCGCGCCGGGAAGACCGUGGAUCUGGGAUCCGGAGAUGGACGGCUCGUGCUCGAGGCUUACAAGCAGGGGCUGAGGCCAGCCCUGGGCUAUGAGCUCAACCCCUGGCUGCUGUCCCUGGCCAACUACCGUGCCUGGAAGGCCGGGUACCACGGGAAGGUGUCCUUCCUGAAGGAGGAUCUGUGGAAGGUGAAUCUUUCUGACUGCCACAAUGUGAUCGUGUUCCUGGCCCCCAGCGUGAAACCUCCCUUGGCCACCAAGCUGCUGGCAGAACUGCCUGACGACGCCCGGGUGGUGGCUGGACGCUUCCCCUUCCCUUCCUGGAGCCCCAGCAGCACCCUGGGGCAGGGGCUGGAGCAGGUCUGGGCCUAUGACAUGAAGGAGGUGCGGAGAGAAGUGCAGGGCAGCGCCCAGGAAAGCCAGGUCUGACCCCAGCCUCAUUAAGCCAGGUUUAACACCAGCCUCGUUAAGCCUGGCAUUAAGGGUCAGAGCCACUCCAGCCCUUGGCUCAGCUCAGGACAGAAGUGCUUGGCCAGCAUUUGUCCUGGGGACUUGCAGGGUGGCAGUCCUUCAUUUAUCCAGAGUGUGAGCAGUGCAAGGGAGGAGAAAAUCAGACCUAGAAAUCAUGGGGUUAACACAGGAUUUAAGAGAUAAAGCUCCAGUGCCUCUUUUUGGAUGAUUGCUAUUUUAUUUCUAUUUAAUUUAUAAAAAUAAAGCUUUGCUUGAUUGUUCCUCUGA
This is a messenger RNA of Parus major (Great Tit), 1043 nucleotides long. RefSeq names its product adenine nucleotide translocase lysine methyltransferase (gene ANTKMT). NCBI's taxonomy places the organism in Eukaryota, Metazoa, Chordata, Aves, Passeriformes, Paridae. Bases 66 to 734 code for a protein of 222 amino acids. The transcript is spliced from 5 exons. Gene Ontology annotation, biological process: regulation of mitochondrial ATP synthesis coupled proton transport; positive regulation of proton-transporting ATP synthase activity, rotational mechanism; peptidyl-lysine trimethylation. Gene Ontology annotation, molecular function: protein-lysine N-methyltransferase activity. Gene Ontology annotation, cellular component: mitochondrion. The record is from RefSeq and is a predicted model, not a curated record.